UGUAAGAGUCUAUAUCAAACAUCUGGUCACAGGGCAAUCAUUGACCUGUUUGAACUCUGACCAGCUGUCAUGCAGAAAACAACACGAUAUAAAUACAAUCAAACUGCAGCAUAAGGAUGUCACAUGUAGUGCUGCUUGUUUGUUGUUGUUGUUGUUCAAACUUUAAAAAAAAAAAAAAAAAAUUGUACACGAGCAAUACUUCAUUUUGUAGUCAGCUGGGUGACUUACAGUAAAUAAACGUGAGCCAGGAUCUCUGUAGUUCUGAUGCCACCUAGUGGCUGUAGACUGCAUGUUGAUAUUUAUUUAAACAACUCUAUUUAGAAGUUUCAGUGAACACAAAUAUGCAUAGAAAAAGUAGAAAAAAGCGAGAUAAAAAUAAAUAAAUGUCAAUAACACAUAACACAUGACACUACUUACGUAGAACUAACAAAAAACAUUUUAAAGCAACAAUUAUAAGACAGACAAAGUUGUUAACAUAAGAUUCAAUAGUCUUGAGAUAAAGUUUUAAGAACUAUUUUAAGAAAAUAUAAAAUAAAGACAGGUACCAGAAUAAUUGCAUCUGUCUAAAUUUGUCUGAUUUUGUCGAAUUUGAGAAAAAGGUUUGUUGUGAGAUCUGUGAAAAUUUUCAUAAUUAUAUAAAUUCACAAUAAUAAAUCAGAAAUAUCUUGGUUUUUAUCUUGAUCUUGCUCUAGUGUGAGAACAUACUCCAAAUAUGAACAAUUGACAUCAAUAUCAGAAAGAUCAAAAUAUGUUCCAUAUCGACAAACAAACAAACAAAUAAAUAAAACAACAACAACAACAACAACAAACUGUGUAUAGCUUGUUUUUACAGUUGUUUAUGUGUGGAGAAGUUGGCUGACAAAAUAUCUUUUUGCUGUCUUAUUUUUAUUAAUGUUAUUUUCUUAACCUUCUCUGCAACCUCAAGAAAAAACAAAAAUAAUUUCUCACAACUGAAGUUCACAGGAAUUCUCAUAAUUCUCUGCGUGACAAAUAAUUCCCCCCUUUUUUCUUACUGUACACUGUAUAGCUUCAAUAACUUCCCUUUUGUUUCGUUUCCGACCUGAACAAAUGGUUCUUUUUAUUAUUCGGCUUUACACUUUAAUCCUUUAAUUAAUCAUUUAAUUCCAGAUUUCCGCGCAUGUGUCAAUACAUAUUUGGUAGCAGGGACAAGCUCAGAAAUUAGUGGAAAUAAAAAAAGCCUGUGUUACACAGUGCAAGACUUAUAGGCUGUGCGUUUUAAAAAGUCAGUGUUUAUUAUUGCUACUUUGAUGUAUUUCAUCGCAUUACAAAGGACAAGGAGUUCACUCAGUGUUCAACCUACUGGGGGCGCUGUUUUGGUGUUUUAAAAGGCUUUAGUUGAGUUAAAUAGACUUUUUUACUGAGAGGUUGAGAAUUAAACAGUGAAGAGACGUGGACAAAGAGAAACCAAAUCAGCGAUAUGCAGGUACUCAGAAUGGCUCAGCAGUUAAAUAGUGAACAAGGGACCUCAUUAAUUCCUCCACAAAAAGUUGCUGGGGAGCCGAGAAGUUCAAUGAUAUCUGCGUCUUUUAAUUUUAUCAAUUCCAUCAUAGGAUCUGGAAUCAUAGGUUUACCAUAUGCAUUGAACCAGGCAGGGCUCCCCUUUGGCCUCCUGCUUUUGAUAGUUGUUGCAUUCAUCACAGACUACUCAAUCAUAUUACUAAUCAAAGGAGGGAACCUGUCAGGGACAAACAGUUAUCAGUCACUGGUACAAAGCACAUUUGGUUUCCCUGGAUUCCUCAUUUUAUCUGGACUGCAGUUCCUUUACCCAUUCAUUGCUAUGAUUAGCUACAACAUCACAUCUGGUGACACUCUGACCAAAGUAUUUCAGAGAAUACCUGGAGUUGGUCCAGAUCACAUACUUGCAGAGCGUCACUUUGUGAUCUUGCUCUCAACAUUUUUAUUCACACUGCCUCUCUCACUUUAUCGAAACAUUGAGAAACUUGGGAAGGUGUCCUUCCUGUCAAUGGUGCUGACACUUAUCAUCCUCGUCAUUGUAAUCAUCAGAGCAGCUACCUUUGGCCCACAAAUCCUCCCUACAGAGAAUGCAUGGGCAUUUGCAAAGUGGAAUGCAAUUCAGGCAGUUGGUGUAAUGUCUUUUGCCUUUAUAUGCCACCACAACAGCUUUCUGAUCUAUGGCUCUCUGGAGCAGCCCACACUAACCAACUGGUCUCGAGUCACUCACAUCUCUGUAGGCUCUGCACUAAUAUUCAGUGCUGUAUUUGCUGUUGCUGGCUAUGCCACCUUUACUGGCUACACACAAGGAGACAUAUUUGAGAACUACUGCAGAAAUGAUAACCUGGCAACAUUUGGUUGCUUCUGUUUUGGCCUCAGCAUAAUAACCACAUUUCCACUGGAGUGUUUUGUUACACGAGAAGUGGUAUCCAAUGUCAUUUGCAGUAGGGAUCUUUCAAAAGUUGAACAUGUGGCCAUAACUUUGCUCAUAGUUGGAGUCUGUACAUCAAUAUCUUUGGCCUAUGACUGUCUGGGAGUUGUUUUGGAGCUGAAUGGUGUUUUGAGCGCCAUACCUCUGAUCUUCAUCAUGCCAUCUGCAUGCUUCCUCAAACUCUCCACGGGCCGCUGGUUCCAGAGUGAAAACUUGAUACCCUCCAUCUUGAUAUUACUUGGCGUGUUUGUCAUGGUCACUGGUUUGACCAUGACUGGCCUCUACCACCAAGACUGUUCACACGGUGUGGAGAUGUUCUACUGUGCGGACGCCAACAUCUCUGGCACUGUACCACCUGUAUAAAAGGAAUGUGUACCCAAACAAUUAUUUGUCUUGAAAGAUUUAAACUACAUAGAUAAACGCAUGUGAACAACACUCCUGACCAGAUUCUAGCCCCACGGGCAAAAUCAAGGGAUAUCUUAAUACUACAGCAUUCAAAGAUAUUUUAGACAAUAUUGACAAAUGAAAACGCCAUCAUGCACAAAGCAGGAUCCACCAAGUAAUGGUUUUCUAGGUUUGCCAUAGAACUUGACUGGCCCUCACAGAGCUCUGACCUCAAACCCAUCAAACACUCAUGGGAUGAAUCGAAACGCAGAUUUUGAGCCAAGCCUUAUCUCCCAACAUCAGAGCUCAACCUCACUGAUGUGCUUGUGGUUGGAUGGGAGAAAAUCCUCGCAGCUAGGUUCCAAAAUCUUGUGAAAAGACUUCCCAGAAGACUGGAAGCUGAUAUAGCAGCAUAUUUGCCUAGAGCUUUGGUGUUUUAAGAAUCACAAAUUGGUGCAAUGUUCUGAUGUCCUCUGUGUUGAAUUAUAUUGUACAUGGAAAUAUUUAAUUUGUAUUUUUUCCUUCAUAAUGAGUAGUCUGUCUUGAUAUUUAUUAUUCUAUAUUAUUUGUAUCUCACAGUCGUUUACAAAAGCAGCCACGCGAUGUCACUGUAGACAAACAAAGCAGUUAU
Messenger RNA from Thunnus maccoyii (southern bluefin tuna), 3419 nucleotides. RefSeq names its product solute carrier family 38 member 11 (gene slc38a11). Lineage: Eukaryota; Metazoa; Chordata; Actinopteri; Scombriformes; Scombridae. Bases 1439 to 2767 code for a protein of 442 amino acids. Gene Ontology annotation, molecular function: amino acid transmembrane transporter activity. The record is from RefSeq and is a predicted model, not a curated record. Gene Ontology annotation, biological process: amino acid transmembrane transport. The transcript is spliced from 12 exons.